AUGCCUACAGUCCAAGAGCCUGCCGAGCUGCCUCCUUUAAAGCCAAUCUCAUCAAAAUCCGUUCUCAUUGCCGAGCCUGAGAGUAUAUCUCCUGAGCCAAGUCCCAGAAUAGUACCAGCAGACAGGAAGCAAUCGUCACGUGCUUCAUUGUCCUCCAAGCAACAUCGUACGAGCACGUCAAAACGCUUGUCAGGACGUCCAGCGGCCGAUACCUCUAGUCCUUCGCUGCAUUCAAUAUCAACCAUUAGUAGCGUUGAGUCGGACACCACCCCAGAUCCGACCGACCACGGAAACGAAGUCAGACUAGAAAAAUCUCACCAUGUUGCACAUCUUCAAGAUCCCGCUAGUCACAUCCUCUCGCAAGUAGCAGAAUGGCUCCACCAAGAAAAAAGCAAGAAAGCUGCCCACAAGGCCAAGAAACAUAGUCAUGCGAAGCUCGCACACGCUGCAGAAGCAACUAAAAACCUUGUAAAUCAAUUUCGUAGCGACGAAUCUAAAUCGAACAACGAGCGCCAUGUCAGAACUUCUUCGGACGUAUCCGAAGGAAGCCUGGCUUUGGAGAAGUUGGAGCAGAUCCUGUCAAACAGUAUGGGGUUGGGUGGAGCAGACAGUCUUACCCCUACCGACGACAGGAAGGAUUCAUAUUUUCCUCGUCGAAGAUCCAGGCGACAAGGUUCUGCCAGAGGUUUGCUCCGAAAGGCUUCAACCAUAGCAUCAUCGGAUACCGAAUACCAGGAACCUGACAUUGAUGUGCCUUCAGCCGAGGUGGUUCUUGACAAUUCCAAAACACUGGGCUAUAGUGGAGGAGCAGCAAAUGUUGAUCUUCUGAACCCUAACAAGCGAGCAGUGAAAGAAAAAGAAGCCUGGUUGCAGUUCAAGAUGGAGAUUGUUCGGUUAUCCCACACCCUUCGUCUCAGGGGAUGGAGGCGAAUACCAUUUGAUCGUGGCGGAGACAUCGAUGUGGAGCGCCUAAGCGGUGCUUUAACAAACGCCGUAUACGUUGUCUCGCCGCCCAAAGAUCUUUCCCAGACUCAAUCAAUUGCAAGGAACAACAGCACCGCUUCUCUUGUACCCAAGAAACCGCCUCCGAAACUUCUUCUCCGCAUCUAUGGACCUCAAGUCGAACAUCUCAUUGACCGAGAGAGCGAGCUGCAGAUCCUACGCCGUCUGGCUCGCAAGAAGAUCGGCCCUCGCUUAUUGGGUACUUUCACCAACGGUAGAUUCGAACAAUUCUUCCACGCGCGGACAUUGACCGCUAGGGAUCUUCGCAUUUCCGAAACCUCUAAGCAAAUAGCCAAGCGAAUGCGUGAGCUCCAUGAUGGCAUUGAGUUGCUGGAGGAGGAACGUGAAGAAGGGGCAUUUAUCUGGAGGAAUUGGAACAAAUGGGUGGAUAGAUGCGAAGAGGUCAUCUCAUGGCUUGACAACCAAAUCUUGGCAAUCAAGCAAGGAUCAACAGCACCUCCCUCUGGAGAGUGGAAGGAGCGCGGGUUGGUCUGCGGUGUCGAAUGGUCUCUCUUCAGGCGGACCGUGGAGAAGUAUAGAAAGUGGCUUUUCGACCAAUAUGGAGGCCCGGCAGGUAUCAGGCAAAAGCUGGUAUUUGCGCACAACGAUACCCAAUAUGGAAACCUGCUUCGCCUCGAGCCAAGCGGAGAGUCUCCUUUGCUCCUGCCGGCAAACGAACACAAGCAGUUGAUAGUGAUCGACUUUGAGUAUGCGUCAGCUAACGUCCCAGGCUUAGAAUUCGCAAAUCACUUCACUGAAUGGUGUUAUGAUUACCACUCUUCGAGACCAUAUGCCCUGCACGCCAACAGAUACCCAACACCCGAAGAGCAGCACCGCUUCCUCAAAGCCUAUGUGCAACAUCGUCCUCCAAUCCAGACUCGUCCAUCUAUGUCACCACUUUUAGGGGCCAGCCAUGGCCCUACAAGUUCCAUCUCUACCUUCAUGUUAGACAGUCGUGCUCCGAUGGCCCAGAUAGAAGAAGAGAAACGGCAAGACGAAGCGGUGGAAAGCGAGGUCAAAAAGCUUGUAACGGAGACGCGCCUCUGGCGGAUAGCGAAUUCAGCGCAAUGGGUCGCAUGGGGAAUCGUACAAGCUAAAGUCCCAGGCAUGGACGAGGCAUUGGAAGCACAAAGGAACAGCACCCCAAAGUCGGAAGCCACAAUCAUCCAAGCCCCGGAAGCGCGCCUCGAUUCGGAUCCCUUGAGCCAAGAGAAUGGGAGACUUGCGCAAGAUGCCCAUAAAAAGAGGCCAGAGAGCAGAGAAGAAGUGCCGGAAGAGGGACACGAGGAGGAAGAGGGGUUUGAUUAUCUGGGCUAUGCGCAGGAAAGAGCCAUGUUUUUCUGGGGAGAUGUCCUUCAGCUUGGGAUUGUGAAGAGGGAGGAUUUGCCAAAGGAGCUACUGAACAAGGUCAAGGUCGUCAAAUAUUAA
Molecule: messenger RNA, 2430 nt
Organism: Letharia columbiana
Lineage: Eukaryota; Fungi; Ascomycota; Lecanoromycetes; Lecanorales; Parmeliaceae
Exons: 4
Coding region: 1-2430 (809 amino acids)
Biological process (GO): phosphatidylethanolamine biosynthetic process; phosphatidylcholine biosynthetic process
Cellular component (GO): cytoplasm
Molecular function (GO): ethanolamine kinase activity; choline kinase activity
Source: RefSeq, a predicted model, not a curated record